Molecule: messenger RNA, 345 nt
Organism: Thermochaetoides thermophila DSM 1495
Lineage: Eukaryota; Fungi; Ascomycota; Sordariomycetes; Sordariales; Chaetomiaceae
Exons: 1
Coding region: 1-345 (114 amino acids)
Source: RefSeq, a predicted model, not a curated record
AUGCUGGCCUCAACAGUCAACAACGAUGCCGUCGAGAAUAUGCUGAUGCUGCUAUUGUGCUCGGGGGCGAAAUACAUUUGCGAGUCGUUUGCAGUGGUGGCCGCGAUGCCAGAACAGGCGCUGCUCCUGGCUGCAACUGCUGCAAGUAUUGUUCUGAUGCUCCAGUCUCACGCUCUCGCUCUCCCUGCUGCGAGCGAGCGUGCUGCUGGGUCUGAUCGGUGGAUCUCAGUGCUGCUGCUUUUCGGCCAGCCAGACCUACUCGCCAGCCAACCACAACCCCGUCUUCCCAACCCCGGCCCCGAACCCAAAUCGUGCAGGAUGAGCCUGGGCCCCACUGAGGCUUAA